Struthio camelus australis is the source of this 1082-nucleotide messenger RNA. The record is from RefSeq and is a predicted model, not a curated record. Lineage: Eukaryota; Metazoa; Chordata; Aves; Struthioniformes; Struthionidae.
UGCAUCAUUAUCCUGCUGGUCAUCGUGGUGCUGUUCGCUGCUCUGAAGAGGCAACGAAAGAAGGAGCCUUUGAUCCUGUCUAAAGAAGACAUCAGAGACAACAUUGUGAGUUAUAACGAUGAAGGCGGUGGAGAGGAAGACACCCAAGCCUUUGAUAUUGGCACACUGAGGAAUCCUGCAGCUAUCGAAGAUAAGAAGCUUCGACGAGAUAUUAUCCCCGAAACGUUAUUUGUACCGCGGAGGACUCCUUCAGCACCAGACAACACAGAUGUCCGAGAUUUCAUUAACCAAAGGCUAAAAGAGCAUGACACUGACCCUUCUGCGCCACCGUAUGACUCGCUCGCAACCUACGCCUACGAAGGAAACGAUUCUAUAGCUGAAUCCUUGAGCUCACUGGAGUCGGGUACCACUGAAGGAGACCAAAACUAUGAUUACCUCCGAGAGUGGGGCCCUCGGUUCAAUAAGCUCGCUGAAAUGUAUGGUGGAGGAGAAAGUGACAAAGACGCUUCUUAACCCGCAGUAGGCUACAUUUGGGUUCGUUUGACACCGUCUGCACUCAACGGUAUUUAACAUUCAGGAGAAUUUUCCUGCCACUCAGCACAAUGGUUUCCUUUUAAAAUUUGUUUCCAGUUUGUCCAUUAAUGUCAUUCAUUCUUUCUAGUAGGAUGCUCACAUGGAAUAUAUACAGCAUUUUAUUUAAUCACCUUCCAGGAGCCAAAGCUAUGGAAAUUCAGUGUUGUCCAUUUUAGUAAGUAAAACAAACAGUACCUUACCUUCAGAAAUUUGAACAGGGUGAUACUCCCUUUAAGCAACCUCAUGUACAAGCCGCUUUUGUUAGGUACAUGUCCUGCCCUUGCAAGUGCCGCUUUUAAGAAGGCAAAGAAGAAAAAAUCCAGUAUGUCCUGUUCUGUACAUGAAAAUUCAAACAAAAUGUACACGUGGUGUUAAUAAGUGUAAUACGCAGCUGGUUUAAAAAAAAAAAAAAAGUUUGUGCAACUUCAUUUCAUCAAAAUCUAUCUGCCAAUGUUUUAUAUUUAUAUUUUUGUAUUUAUUUUUAAGAAAUAAACCAGUUUUUACAACUA